GGUCUGUUGACAGGUUUGCACAAGGGAAUUGUCUCGCGUAUUGUGUCUGAUGUGUUGACAUCACUUUGUAACAUGCGGGAUCAAUUCAUCAAGUGGCCAAGGAAUGUGGACGAAACAAGAGGAGACUUUUACCGUCUAAGUGGUUUCCCAAAUGUGCUAGGGGCAAUAGAUGGGACACACGUCCGUAUCCAGGCUCCAUCAGAAGAUGAAUCAUCAUUUGUUAAAAGGAAAGGGGUACACUCUGUCAAUGUGCAGGCUGUUUGUGAUGCCAAAGGUAAAUUCACAAACAUAAAUGCAAACUGGCCAGGUAGCAGUCAUGACUCCAACAUAUUCAGGACUUCACAGGUGUGUACCUACAUGGAACAGAAUGGUGGAUGGGCAAAUGGUGUACUGCUGGGGGAUAGUGGUUAUCCAUGUCGACCAUUUCUGAUGACCCCAUACCAGAAUCGUGUACUUGAUCAUCAAAAGAAGUUCAACAGAUGCCACUGUUCAACCAGAAGUGUGAUAGAGAGAACAUUUGGAAGGCUGAAGAGAAGGUUCCACAUAUUACACUCAGAGAUCAGAAUGAAACCGGGCAAGGCAUGCAAAAUAAUAAUUGCUUGUGCUAUACUCCACAAUAUAUGCAUUUUGUUGAAUGAACCAGACAUUGAAGAUGAUGGAGUAAUUGUUGGCAAUGAUGGUGAUCUUGGGGAACAUUUUAAUGUUCAUCAAGAUGGAAGAGCUGUUAGAGAUCAUAUUUCCACAACAUUCUUUAAUCAUUGAAAAUCAGAAAUAAAUCAUGACAACAUCUUUUAAUACUUUUUUAUCA
Molecule: messenger RNA, 808 nt
Organism: Mytilus trossulus (common blue mussel)
Lineage: Eukaryota; Metazoa; Mollusca; Bivalvia; Mytilida; Mytilidae
Product: putative nuclease HARBI1
Exons: 4
Coding region: 73-762 (229 amino acids)
Source: RefSeq, a predicted model, not a curated record